AUGUGCACUACGGAUCAGCGGAUGACACAGCAGCUGCAUCCCGGCUCGGGGCCUCUACUGGUGGCCAACGGCAUGUGUAAAUCCCCGACGAUGGCGACGGCCAUCUCCGUCAAGACACCGUUCUCGAUCGAGGAUAUUCUGUUCCAGAAUGGGGCCGCCUCGGCCGGUGGUCAAAGUCCGCGAGCGGCGGUCGGUACGGUGGCCAGGGAAGGUUCUCCGUUGUCCGACGGUGAACCACUACUACCACCGGAUAACACCGACACGUCCGUGACACGCGCCGCUCGAUCUGCCAAACAUUCACCAAACUGUUCCAGUUCUUCCUCGUCCUCCUCGUCGUCGCCAUCCUCUUCGUCGCCGGUGUCGUCGGUCAGCAGAGAUGGUGGUGGUGUCAGUGAGAAGGUGGCACCGAGUGGUGGUAACAACCGUGGAAAACCUAGCGCUAGUAAUGGUGCGUAUGCUAGUGUGACUAAUCGAAGUGACAAUCAACAUACCGGUGGCAAUGGUAAACAGCAGUGCCACCCGAAUCAAGCGGCCGGUGCGGGAUUGCCGUGCCGUGCGGAAGAAGAUUACCGGAAAGUGUUGCAAUCGGAAAGAUACGGUAAGCUCGGUGCUUCACCUCUCAUUCCACAUACCGUCUCCAUGGCAUCGCAUCCCACACAACCUUCUUCGGGGCAACCAGGACCACCUCCAGCGCUACCGAGUGGUGGACCGCCCGGGACGGGCAGUCCUUCCGGUGGACCGGUGCAGUUUACCAGCGGACCGUCGGCCGGUGUCCUGUAUGCCGCCAAUCCGUACAACGAUCCUGCCUACCUACAGAUGGCCCUCGGUGCCUAUCUGGCCCCCUCGUCCACCGGUUACAAGACCGUCGAUCCGUACUUUCUAUCGCAAGGCAUCUUUGCCAGCUCAUCGCUCUUUCCCGGGGCCGGCUGUCCGGACAUAGCGCUCGGUCUUGGUAUGGGCAUGAGCGCCCUGCGUCACUGUCGACGCCGUAAAGCUCGCACCGUCUUCAGCGAUCCGCAGCUGACCGGUUUGGAGAAACGCUUCGAAGCCCAACGCUACUUAUCAACACCGGAACGUGUCGAGCUGGCGACGGCCCUCGGACUCAGCGAGACGCAGGUCAAAACGUGGUUCCAGAACCGACGGAUGAAGCACAAGAAACAGCUACGACGCCGGGAGGUGAACGCCACUGCUGAUACGAACGGCACGAGUGGAACAUCUGGCGGUAACACUGGCGGUAGUAGCAACAACAGCAACACCAGCAGCAGCAGUAGCAACAGUAGCGCCACCAGCAACGUCAAUACCAGCUCCACCAGUACCAGUUCAAGCGGCUCAGGGCGUCUUCAUGGACCUUCCACUUCCACCUCUUCUGGUUCAACUUCCUCGAUCAUCUCCUCGGCCGGUGGAGCGAUGGUGGAGAAAAACGGAUUCACGGCGUACGGUGGCAAGCCAACGGGUGGCGCGUUCGGAUCAAAAUCUCAUCCACCAUCAUCCACCGGAAGUGGAGGGGCCGUAUCACUGAAAACAUUAACCAACAUCCCACCGGGCAGCGAUGGUAGACCGCUUCACUCAUCGUUCAGUUUGGUAAAGCGUGCGGCUGCCGUUGCGGCUGUAGCGGCCAUGAGCAACGGUGCUCCAUCACAUCUGCCUCCGCCGGUCUCGAUGCAUGGUACCGUUGGACAAGGACCUCAUCCUCCUCCUCCUCUUCCUCCUCCUUCUUCUGGUGGUGUGCAUCAUCCCUUUCCGUCGCACCAUCCAUCUCAUCCGCACGCACAACUGCUGCACUCCCAUCCGUAUCAAUCGAUGGUUCCGCAUCAUCAGCACCAGCUAGGACAUCCGCUAGGUCCACCGCAUCGUACCGGUGAACGAGCUUCACUAAGUCCCGAUCCGGAUGAUGAGGAAGAUGACGAUUUACUGAACGAUAGUGAGUCGGAUUGUAGUGACGUCGAUAUCAUCGGUGACGAUCAGGGUUACAUGACGUAG
Molecule: messenger RNA, 1980 nt
Organism: Anopheles darlingi
Lineage: Eukaryota; Metazoa; Arthropoda; Insecta; Diptera; Culicidae
Product: brain-specific homeobox protein
Exons: 5
Coding region: 1-1980 (659 amino acids)
Biological process (GO): regulation of DNA-templated transcription
Molecular function (GO): DNA-binding transcription factor activity, RNA polymerase II-specific; DNA binding
Source: RefSeq, a predicted model, not a curated record